Molecule: messenger RNA, 1655 nt
Organism: Heterobasidion irregulare TC 32-1
Lineage: Eukaryota; Fungi; Basidiomycota; Agaricomycetes; Russulales; Bondarzewiaceae
Exons: 7
Coding region: 1-1431 (476 amino acids)
Biological process (GO): guanine catabolic process
Cellular component (GO): cytosol
Molecular function (GO): zinc ion binding; guanine deaminase activity
Source: RefSeq, a predicted model, not a curated record
AUGUCUCCGCUUCCUCGCAGCACUGUUUUCUAUGGCCUGGUGAUAAAUCCGCAGACCCUUUCGAGCUACCAAGCGUUGCCGAACUGCUUGCUUUGUGUGUCUCCGUUUGGGGAUAUCGAUUGGAUCGAAGAAGACAUAGCAGCAUCUAUGGUCCAGGAUGCCAUGGCGCAGAAGGGAAGUUUGGAUGCAGAUCUGGUUGAACUGAAGCGUGGCGAGUUUAUCAUGCCCGGCUUCGUUGAUACCCACACGCAUGGACCACAAUUUCCUAACAUCGGCAGUGGACAGCAGCAUGAGCUGCUUGACUGGCUGAGAGAGACUACUUUUCCUAUGGAAGCCAAGUAUGCCGACGUCCAAUUCGCCAGACGCGCUUACGAUGCAACCGUGAAACGUAUCAUAAACUCGGGUACUACAACGUGCUGCUAUUAUGGAUCACUCCACUUGGAGGCGACGAAAGCGCUCGCAGAGAUUGUCCACGCAUAUGGCCAAAGAGCUUUCGUAGGGAAAUGUAACAUGAACCGAGAUAGCCCUGUCGACUAUAUCGAGCCCUCUGUCGAAGCGUCGAUAGCUGCAACAACCGCGCUCAUCGCGCACAUUCGCUCUCUCCCCGAUCUCAACUCGCCCGCUCUGGUGCAGCCUGUACUCACGCCCCGCUUCGCAAUCUCGUGCACCCCGCCGCUGCUAUCCUCGUUGGGAUCCCUUGCACGCGAGGAUCCCACACUUCUCGUGCAGACGCACAUCGGCGAAAACCGAAGCGAGAUCGCGUAUACCAAGACUCUAUUCCCUGAGUGCAGAUCGUACGCGGACGUGUAUGAUCACUACGGACUUCUCGGCCGGCGCACAGUUCUCGCGCAUGCGGUAUAUCUGGAGGAAGAGGAGGUGCAGCUGAUCAAAUCGAGGGAGGCAGGGAUUUCGCAUUGUCCGACGAGCAACUUUAAUCUUAGGAGUGGGGUCUGUAGAGUGGGCGAGUUGCUCGAUAGAGGCAUCAAGAUCGGUCUGGGAACAGACGUCUCGGGCGGAUAUUCACAGUCUAUCCUCACAGAGAUCAAGCACGCCAGCACUGCAUCCAAAAUCAUACAAUUGCAGUCCCCAACGACUGGUGAUAUUCCAUCGUCCGCGACGUUUGCGAAUCGCCAACUUCCUCUCGCGACUCUAUUGCACCUCGCGACCCUCGGCGGUGCCCAGGUAUGCGAUCUGCAAUCUCGCACCGGCUCCUUUGCCCCGGGAAAGGCAUUCGACGCACUCCUUGUCAGCGUCAACAGCACCGUCGGAAAUCCUGGUCUGUGGGGCGUCGACCAAGAUGCUGCUUUGGGAAUCCAGACCGCCGCGCCUAAUGAGAUGCUCGAGAGGUUUUUCUUCACGGGGGACGAUAGGAAUAUCAGGAGGGUGUAUGUUCAAGGAAAGUGGAUCGGUGGUGCUGAGCAGAGAAGGUGAUUUUUUGUUGGACGAAGCGCAGCGUGCUGGCCAGCGCUCAUGUCAGAGUUUGAAAGGGACCACAGGUGGUCCGUGGCUGAUAAUAAUGUGAGAGAGAUAUGAUACAAUUUAACCUACAGGUGAUUUCAAUUGUCCUCGAAGUCUCCAAAUUCCCAUUUCCAACAAUCCUGUUUGUGGACGCGGUCAGUGUUGAGCAAAGGAAAAAGCAGAUUUUCACUAACAAC